Messenger RNA from Benincasa hispida (wax gourd), 2697 nucleotides. RefSeq lists its product as uncharacterized. The record is from RefSeq and is a predicted model, not a curated record. Lineage: Eukaryota; Viridiplantae; Streptophyta; Magnoliopsida; Cucurbitales; Cucurbitaceae. Gene Ontology annotation, molecular function: zinc ion binding.
GGUUGGAUAAAAAAAAAUUAAAAAGAAUAUGUGCUCAUAAAAAGGGGAAGCAAAAAGAGAGAGAAAGAAAAAGAGGAAGAAAAGCCCUGGCCUCAAUCGCCUCUCCCUCCGUCAAACAGCUGCCGACCUCCCCUUUCCUCAUUCAUCCUCUCCGGCAACGCUCCACCAGCCACAGGCGUUAGGCAGCGACGAGUGGAGCCCACACCCACGCGAACGCCCAGCUCUGUAGUGGACGAUGGUGUACGAUCACUCGCGAAUCUGACUUGCAUUGUGAGCACGACACCGAACGGCUUCGAAUAGGCUUUCGAAGCAUCGUUCCUUCUCCGUUUAAGAGUCCAACGUGAACAACAAGUUGUGCAUCACGCUUUAGACGACCGAGUGUCUUGCAACAGCGUUUUCGACUUGGGGGCUUUCUAAAAAUUGAUGGGUGUUCAAGGAAGUGGAUUUUCAGAUUGAGAGCGAGGAAUUUAAAAAUAUGGUUAUUCCAAUAGUUGUUUUUCACGGUGGAAUAUGGAAUGAAAAACGUUAUGUAAAUUACAAGACUGCUGGAGUUUUGGUAGAUGAUAUAAUGGGUUUUGAAGAUUUUGUGGGUUUAAUAGUGAAGGAAAUUCGUUUGGAUGCAUCUAUUUCUUCUAUAGAACUUUCAACUUUAUUAGAUUUUGGUAUGAAUAAAGUUCAAAAUAUAGUUGAAAUUCAUGAAGAUAAGGAUGUAGCUUGGUUUUUGACUUUAGUUAAGGAACAAAGUACAAGACAUCCUUUGGUUGCUCAUGUUACUAGUAUGUGUUUGGAAGGGUCUUCUAGUGUUGUUUCUAGUGAAGCUGAGAAUUAUUUGUCUAUUGUUCCUUAUUCUAUGCCUAUGAUAGAUGAUGAUUUCCAAGUGAUCAUGGAUAUACAUAUUGCCCGUGAUUUGAAAGAAAAGGAUGUGUUUGCAAGUAAAGAAAUUUUAUCAAAGUGUUUUUAUUAUAUAGCAGUGAAGAAGAAUUUUGAAUUUAAGACUUUAAGAUCAAAUUCAAGAUCAAUUGAGUUUCGAUGCGUCCAAGAUGGUUGUCAAUGGUAUGUCAGAGCAUCUCGUUACAAGGCUAGUGAUUUGUGGAUGCUUAGGAAGUUUAUUGAUAUUCAUGAUUGUUCUAUGAAUAAUGUUCAAACUUCUCAUAGGCAAGCUUCUGCAUCCUUAAUAGGUGAUUGUUUGAAAAAUGAAUUUAGGUCUAGUUCUUCUGAUAGCUUAACUCCUAAAGAUAUUGUAAAUAAAGUGCGUAAGGAACUUGGAGUAAAUAUCAGCUAUUAUAAAGCAUGGAGGGCAAAAGAGCACAUAAUGAAGUCAUUGAAAGGCGAUGCAUGUGAAUCAUAUGCUUUGAUUCCAAAGUUUUUGAUGAAGUUAGAAGAAUUGAAUCCAGGUACAUUCACGGCCUAUGAAACUGACAUAGAUGGACAUUUUAAAUAUUGUUAUAUGGCUAUUGGUUCAUCAAUUGAGGGUUGGAAGCAUUGUAGACCUAAUAUAUUUGUUGAUGGCACGUUUCUGAAAUGUAAAUAUGCUGGGACUCUUUUGACGGCUUCAACGGUUGACGGUAACAAUGAAAAUUUUCCUCUUGCUUUCAGUAUUGUUGACUCAGAAAAUGAUGCAUCAUGGAAAUGGUUUUUUGAGAAUAUAAAGAACAGUUUUGGAGAACGAGAGGGAUUAGUCAUUAUUUCUAAUCGACAUUUGAGCAUUCCGCAAGGUAUUAUGAGUGUUUGUCCAACUGCUGAGUAUUGUAUUUGUAUACGACACCUUUUGCAAAAUAUGAAGACGACAUAUAAAGAUUCUUUAAUCGAUAAGAUAUUUUAUAGUUGUGCAGAAGCUUAUACAAUCGAUAACUUUGAGUUGAAUAUGAAAUGGAUGGAGUCGAUAUAUCCCAGUAUACGAGAAUAUCUCAGUGAAGUUGGUUUUGAGAAGUGGGCUCGUGCAUAUUCUAGGAGAAAAAGGUAUAGAAUGAUGACUACAAAUAUUUCAGAGUCAUUGAGUUCUGUUUUGGAAGAGUCUAGAGAAUUCCCUAUUGCAUCAUUACUUGAUUCGAUUAGACAACUACUUCAAGAUUGGUUUUAUGAAAGAAGUAAAUUAGCAUCUUCUAUGAAGACUGUUUUAACUAGUUGGGCUGAGAACGAGUUGCGAGAUCAACACAAUCAGUCAAGAAACUUCAAGGUUGAUUCUAUUAACAAUGAAGAAUAUAAAGUAGUUGAUGGAGACAAUCAUUAUGUGGUAAAUGUGAUCUCCAAAUCGUGUAGUUGUUGUUUUUGGGAUUUGGAGGAGAUUCCAUGUGCUCAUGCUUGUGCUGUUCUUAGUGAGCUAAAUUUAGAUUCUUAUGCUUUUGUGUCUGACUAUUAUUUUUCAAAUACAUUCUCAUCAACCUAUAAAAGAUCAAUUCAUCCUAUUGGAAAUCAUUCUGACUGGAGUUCUGUGGAUGUUGAUGGGAAUGUAUUACCUCCAAUUGUUAAACGUCAAGUCGGACGACCUCGAAAACAAAGAAUAUUGUCAAUGGGUGAAGAGAGAAGCCACAUGAAGUGUAGUUGAUGUCAUUGUGUUGAUCAUAGAACAUGGAAUUUUCACCAAUUGUUUAACGAUGUAUAAUAUAUUGAAGUUUUGUCACUAAUGUUUGUCAAUUUUUUAUUGUAAGAGAAGCUUUAUUGCUUAUUGUUAAUUGUCUGUAGAAAGCUUUAGUGAUA